This is a messenger RNA of Botrytis sinoallii, 1938 nucleotides long. RefSeq lists its product as uncharacterized. Gene Ontology annotation, molecular function: transmembrane transporter activity. Lineage: Eukaryota; Fungi; Ascomycota; Leotiomycetes; Helotiales; Sclerotiniaceae. The record is from RefSeq and is a predicted model, not a curated record. Bases 1 to 1938 code for a protein of 645 amino acids. The transcript has a single exon. Gene Ontology annotation, biological process: transmembrane transport.
AUGAUUGAAGAUAAUCGACUGGAAAGUGUGGAAAUUGUGGAAAAAUCAGAAGAGAUGGUAGCGAGUUUACAAAGUACUAUUCCUGGAGAAGAGAAUCUACAAAGUACUAUCAUUCCUGGAGAAACGAACCAACAAAGUACUAUCAUUCCUGGAGAAACGAACCAACAAAGUACUAUCAUUCCUGGAGGAACGAACCAAAUACCAAAAGCUAUCGUUCCCCAAACGAACCAACAAAGUGCUAUCAUUCCAGGAGAAACGAACCAUUCCACAUCCUCCCAAUCCCCAUCCUUAUCCUCAUCCGCUUCAUCAAUUGCAGAAGAUCAUGAUGGAACACACGACCUCGAAUUAGCUCCUGUGGUAUCUGGUCCACCAUAUUCGGCUUUUGGUGUAUGGAAAAAAAGAUAUAUUGUUGGAAUGUGUACAUUGGCAGCUUUCAUCUCACCUACAUCGGCAAAUAUUUACUUUCCAGCUCUCAAUCCACUCGCCGCUGAUCUCGGUGUAUCAAAUACCCUCAUCAAUUUAACCCUUACAUCUUUCAUGAUCUUUCAAGGUCUUGCUCCUACAGUUUUUGGAGAUUUGGCAGAUAUGGCUGGAAGAAGACCUACAUAUAUUAUUGCAUUCAUUAUUUAUUUGGGUGCAAAUAUUGGUUUGGCUUUACAAAAUAGUUAUGCUGCUUUAUUCAUCUUACGUUGUGUACAAAGUUGUGGAAGUAGUGGUGCUAUCGCUUUAGGAUUUGGUGUGGUUGCAGAUGUAUCAACAAGUGCUGAACGUGGUUCAUAUAUGGGAAUUGUUGGAGCUGGUACAAUGAUGGGUCCUGCUAUUGGUCCUGUUAUUGGUGGUAUCUUGGCUCAAUUUUUGGGUUGGCGAGCUAUCUUUUGGUUUCUCGUUAUUCUCGCGGCCUUAUUCCUCAUUCCAUUUACUCUUACGGUUCCAGAAACUGGUCGUAAUGUUGUUGGUAAUGGAUCCAUUCCACCUCAAGAUUGGAAUAUGACAAUUAUUGAUUGGUGGAAAUAUCGAAAAGAUCAAAAAUCGGAAAAUGAACUUUCUCGAACGGCAACAGCUGAAAGUAGAAAACUUGCUCAAGCCGAUCUUGCAAGUAAACGACAAUUACGAUGGCCAAAUCCUUUAAAGACUGUUUAUAUUGUCAUGGAGAAAGAUGUUGCUGUGGUAUUAUUUUAUAAUGCUUUACUUUAUACAGCAUUUUAUGAUGUCACAGCUUCUCUACCUCAACUUUUCAAAGAAAUUUAUCAUUUCAAUGAUUUACAAAUUGGUUUAUGUUAUAUUCCAUUUGGAAGUGGUUGUGCUUUGGCUAGUAUCAUUAAUGGUAAGAUGCUAGAUCGAAAUUAUCAAAAAAUUGCUCGAAAUAUUGGAUUCAAUAUCGAUCGUAAGAGAGGUGAUAACUUGAGACAUUUUCCAAUUGAAAGAGCUAGAUUAGAAAUUAUUUGGCCUCUUUUAAUCAUGGGACUUGCUUGUUAUUUAUCUUAUGGUUGGGUUUUGGAAAAGAAUGUCAAUUUAGCUGCACCACUCACUCUUCAAUUUUUCUUAGGACUUUUCAUUAAUGGUUCUUUUAAUAUUCUUAGUACACUUGUUGUUGAUUUAUAUCCACAAAGUCCAUCUACGGCAACUGCAGCAAAUAAUUUGGUACGAUGUUUACUUGGUGCAGGUGGAACAGGUAUUAUUACUAUUAUGAUUGAUCAUAUGGGAAGAGGAUGGUGUUUUACAUUUAUUGCUCUUGUAUGUAUUGUUACGAGUCCAAUGUUAUGGAUUGAAUUGAAAUGGGGACCGAUUUGGAGAGAGGAGAGAAUGGUAAGAAUGGAGAAAGAAGUUGAGAAGAAUAGGGAGGAGGAAGAGGAGAGAAAAGUUGGGGGGGAAGUUAGGGAGGGGAAUGAGGAGAAAGUAAGAGGGGGAGAUCAAGAGAGGAGGAAGAGGAGAAAGUAA